Panicum virgatum (switchgrass) is the source of this 1610-nucleotide messenger RNA. Its product is annotated as mitogen-activated protein kinase 5. The record is from RefSeq and is a predicted model, not a curated record. Bases 175 to 1398 code for a protein of 407 amino acids. Gene Ontology annotation, biological process: protein phosphorylation; intracellular signal transduction. NCBI's taxonomy places the organism in Eukaryota, Viridiplantae, Streptophyta, Magnoliopsida, Poales, Poaceae. The transcript has 5 exons. Gene Ontology annotation, cellular component: nucleus; cytoplasm. Gene Ontology annotation, molecular function: MAP kinase activity; ATP binding.
UUCCUCUUUUGACAAAUCAGUCGAGAGGGGGGAGAAGACGGUCGAUAAAGUCAAUCUGCUUGGUUGGCUUCGUGCUUGGGCCUGCGAAGAGGAGUGAGCCUGAGCCAGCCGCCUCCUCCUCCUCCUUCGACGAGGGGAGGGAAUUAGGCUAGCAAGGGGGAAGGGGAAGCGAGGAUGAGCGGAGGAGGCAUGGACGGGGCUCCGGCCGCCGAAUUCCGGCCGACGGUGACGCACGGCGGCCGGUUCCUCCAGUACAACAUCUUCGGCAACCUGUUCGAGAUCACCAGCAAGUACCAGCCGCCCAUCAUGCCCAUCGGCCGCGGCGCCUACGGGAUCGUCUGCUCGGUGAUGAACUUCGAGACGAGGGAGAUGGUGGCCAUCAAGAAGAUCGCCAACGCCUUCGACAACCACAUGGACGCCAAGCGCACGCUCCGGGAGAUCAAGCUGCUCAGGCACCUCGAGCACGAGAACAUCGUUGGCAUCAGGGACGUGAUCCCGCCGCCGAUCCCGCAGGCGUUCAACGACGUGUACAUCGGCACGGAGCUCAUGGACACGGACCUCCACCACAUCAUCCGCUCCAACCAGGAGCUCUCGGAGGAGCACUGCCAGUACUUCCUGUACCAGAUCCUGCGCGGGCUCAAGUACAUCCACUCGGCGAACGUGAUCCACCGGGACCUGAAGCCCAGCAACCUGCUGCUGAACGCCAACUGCGACCUCAAGAUCUGCGACUUCGGGCUGGCGCGCCCCUCGUCGGAGAGCGACAUGAUGACGGAGUACGUGGUGACGCGGUGGUACCGCGCGCCCGAGCUGCUGCUCAACUCCACCGACUACUCCGCCGCCAUCGACGUCUGGUCCGUCGGCUGCAUCUUCAUGGAGCUCAUCAACCGCCAGCCCCUCUUCCCCGGCCGCGACCACAUGCACCAGAUGCGCCUCAUCACCGAGGUAAUUACCCUGCCCUCGCCGACCCCGCACGCACCGAUCACUUGUUCUUGGGUUGCGCGACGCCAUUCCCCCGACACUGAUCGUCGUCGUCGUCGGCAGGUGAUCGGGACGCCGACGGACGAGGAGCUGGGGUUCAUCCGGAACGAGGACGCGCGCAAGUACAUGCGGCACCUGCCGCAGUUCCCGCGGCGGCCGUUCGCGACCAUGUUCCCGAGGGUGCAGCCCGUGGCGCUGGACCUCAUCGAGCGCAUGCUCACCUUCAACCCGCUGCAGAGGAUCACAGUUGAAGAGGCGCUGGACCACCCGUACCUGGAGCGACUACACGACAUCGCUGACGAGCCCAUCUGCACGGAGCCCUUCUCGUUCGACUUCGAGCAGCAGGCUCUGACCGAGGACCAAAUGAAGCAGCUAAUCUUCAACGAGGCCAUCGAGAUGAACCCGAAUUUCCGAUACUAGAUUCCGUCUACUUAUGCAUGUCGUUUGUAAAUAGGCGUACGAUUGAAGAGCCGGCUAGACUGAACAUUGCAUUUGUUUGUUUGAUGAGAUGUUCGAGCCCACCAUCCUGUUAGUGUAAGGCUGUGCAAGCUGUUCCUGCGGGUUUCAGGCGUUGUUGUAAUCGACUGUACCAAGAAUAAAAGGUUUGGAGCAUGGUUUUCGAGCAUUUCGUA